Messenger RNA from Papilio xuthus (Asian swallowtail), 4133 nucleotides. It is a transcript of the gene stj, whose product is annotated as voltage-dependent calcium channel subunit straightjacket. NCBI's taxonomy places the organism in Eukaryota, Metazoa, Arthropoda, Insecta, Lepidoptera, Papilionidae. The transcript has 28 exons. The coding region runs from base 231 to 4067 and encodes 1278 amino acids. Gene Ontology annotation, molecular function: voltage-gated calcium channel activity. The record is from RefSeq and is a predicted model, not a curated record. Gene Ontology annotation, cellular component: voltage-gated calcium channel complex.
UGAAGUAUAGGAGUGGAGAAGAGCGCAUGUGCGGUAGCCACCCGCGACUGCGCUUUGAGUCCAUCGGUCACGUUCUUAUCAAUUUGGGUGUACACCAAAGCUCCACGUUUUAUCUUAAUUCAACACUCAAUUUGUGUGCUGGUAAUCUUUGACUGUCUCAUAAAAUGACCGUGAAAUUAUAUUAAACGUACAAGUGCAGUAGGGGGCCAAAUUAGAUUAUAGUGUUUCUGAUGUUCCACCGUAUCGGCAGAUUUGUGUUGUUAAUACUCCUCAUUUCCCUUGACUCCAAGGACUGUUCCGCCAGUGCACAAUAUGAUACUGGUAACAAAAUAUCACUCAACAGUGUUCAAGCCUGGGCUGUCAAGCUUGGCACGGAACUUUAUCACUUCGGCGAGUUCAUCACUAGAAAGAAAGAGGUUCAGGAUAGUUUCAAGUCGGCGCAAAUUGAAUCGAGAGAUGGCGAGAAGUUAGUGCAGAGUAUGGCAGAUGAUAUCCGCGCCAUGAUGGAAUUAAAAAUCAGCGCAGUCAAGAGAAUAGUGGAGGCCGCUGAGAACAUGGCAUUCGAUAAACAAAAUGAAGUAGUACCUGAAGACUUUCAGUUCUACAACAGCAAAGAAAUGGAAGAACCCUACGAUGAAUUAACGAUGAUAACCACAACGCCAGAACCCGAUUUCAAUCUAGAAAAUUGGAUAGUUCGUCCACCAAGUAAAAGUGCUCAUAUGCAACAGAAUCCCCACUUUUCCAAUAUACCGGUCAACAUUAACUUUAGUAGUGUUCAUGUACCUACCAACGUCUAUGCCUGGGCGCCUGAAGUCAUUAAAGGCAUCCAUUGGUCGGAGGGAUUGGACACGCAUUUCAUUAACAAUUAUCAAAGUGACCCGACACUGUCAUGGCAAUAUUUUGGAAGUUCUUCUGGAUUCAUGAGACAUUAUCCUGCAAUGAAAUGGAGGGCAGAUCCUGUUGAUAUUUAUGAUUGUCGGACGAGGGCCUGGUAUAUGGAGGCGGCGGCCAGUCCUAAAGACGUGGUCGUGUUAGUCGAUCGCAGCGGAUCUAUGACCGGCCAACGGCGAGACAUCGCCAAGCAUGUGGUCACCAACAUUCUGGACACACUGGGCAACAAUGACUUUGUUAACGUUAUGACAUUUGCUGACACGGUCGAGGAAAUUGUUGAAUGCUUUGAAGAUUCUUUAGUGCAAGCAACUCUAGGAAACAUACGGGAGUUAAAGUUAGCGUUAGAUAAUUUUGAAACUACAGAAAUAGCAAAUUUUUCCGCAGCGUUAACGAGAGCUUUUACGCUUCUUGAAAUGUAUAGGAAUAACAGCGGCGGUGCGAAUUGUAACCAGGCAAUAAUGCUGGUUACUGACGGCGUACCGUACAAUUAUAAGGAGAUCUUCGAGGAGUUCAACUGGAAGUACAACACGCCCGUGCGCGUGUUCACGUACCUGAUAGGGCGCGAGGUAAAGGUAGCAGAUGUGAGGGAGGUGAAGUGGAUGGCGUGCGCAAACCGCGGUUUCUACGUGCAUCUAAGCACGUUAGCGGAGGUGAGGGAGCGUGUGUUGGAGCACGUCAACGUGUUAGCUCGGCCGCUGGUGCUGCAGAGAGAGAAACAUCCCGUCGUUUGGACGCCCGUUUAUGCUAACAUUACUGAUCCGAAGGUCGCUGAUUACUUAUGGGAACAACGGGAGAGAGCAGAGCAAAAGGAACGCUUCCUCAGUCAGAAAAGGGACAAAGUUCUCUUUAAUUCGGAGAAAGAACAGGAUCGAAGGUGGCGGAUAACACAGAUGAAACAAGGUCAGUACAGCGAACUGGGUAACUCUCAGUACCAACUGAUGACUUCGGUCUCCAUGCCGGUCUACGAUCUGCGUCACAACGAGAACAUCACAGAGAAUGUACUGAUAAAUGAAGCUUACUGGGUAUCAGUUACAAAAGAGUCCGUAGAGGAGAACGGCCAGAAAGAGAUGAGAAUUGCGAAGCUAUUAGGCGUCGCGGGAACAGAUGUCCCACUUUCGGAAAUACAAGCAUUGAUGACUCCAUACAAGAUCGGCGUGAACGGGUAUGCAUUCAUUGUGACGAACAACGGCUACGUUCUUAUUCAUCCAGAUUUAAGGCCCGUAUUUCAGCAGAUCUUAAAACCGAGUUACAACAGCGUAGAUAUGUUAGAAAUUGAAUUAUUCGACGACGACCGAGGUCCGAGAAACUUUAGCAGAGAAUUAACAGCGUUGAGAAAGGAAGUAAUUGAUCAGAAAACGGGGAAUAAAGCUAUGAACGUUAAAUAUCAUUUAGAUGAUAUGAAACGCGUAUCUCGCGCGAGAAGACAUAUGUAUUGGACCGGCAUCAGUGACUCCCCCUUCACACUGGUGGUGACCAUCCCUGAGGGUUACGGCCGCCAUCGCGUUACACCGCCUCCCACUGACGACAUCCACCGACUCUCGCUAACCUCUAAAAAUGUAUCCGCCAGACAAUAUCUCUCUGAUAAAUGGAGCGUUCACCCAGACUGGCUUUAUUGUCGACACUAUGAACGUACUUUCUCAACUCCGGAAGAAGAAUUGCUGUAUUUCUUGGAGCGAGUGGCCAAGCCGGGCUGGCGCUGGCCCGCAAAGCCACGCCCACCUGAACACCACAAGAACAAACCUGGCCAUGAGAAGCAUACUAACGGGACUCCAGACGCCAAGGAGAGGAACAAAGCAUCGAAUACGACGCCACGAGUGGAAUAUUAUUGUGAUCACGGACUAAUGCAGGCUUUGGUAUACGACGCAAGAAACACCGCCUGGUUCAAUAAGAGCAUUUCUGAUUCGGCGUCAGAUGAGAAAGCAGCGGAAUUCAUCCAACGUUUCGGGUACAUAGUGGCGUUCCUCGCGACUCAUAGUGGCCUCACGCGCUGGCAGACACACCCGCCCAGGGAACACGAACCCGACAAACCAGAGUUCGGCAAGCAGUUCCCUCGUGCGAUAGACGAGGUGUGGUACCGUCGUGCGGUUGAGCAGCAUUAUGCUGAGCCGUUGAGCUACGUAUACAGUGUACCGUUGAGCACGCCGCGCGCGCCGCUUAAUGUGAGCGCGGCACUAGUGACGGCCGCUCACGCCGUGCUGCAUGGUGAAGGACACCGCAAAGCUCCCGCCGCCGUCGUAGGCUUCCAGUUCAAACACGAACGACUCAGCGAGUGGUUCGAGAACAUCACCUCAUCGUGUGAACACAACAAGGAGUGCGUGACGUGCCUGUCCGACAACUGGGACUGCUACCUGGUGGACAGUAAUGGCUGGAUCAUUGUCAGCGAGGACCCCUCGCAGACCGGACAGUUCUUUGGCAAAUUCAGGCCAGACAUAAUGCUGCGUCUGGUGGAGGACGAGGUGUACCGCACGGUGCACAUCGUCGACUACCAGGCGGUUUGCUUCCGCGAGAAGAACACCACUAAUCCAGCAUCGAUUUUAAUAACGCCUUUAGAAAACCUGCGAUUGAUUUUAGCAUGGUUUAUAACAACCACAAUCUGGACAUACAACUCUAUUAGUUCAACUUUAGCGCAGGCAUCGAGUUACUCAUUUGAUGACGAGUAUGUAACACCCACCGUCGCGUACCAGAAUUACGAGAACGAUGAGGAUACUGACGACCCGUACAUGUCGCGGCAACCUUCUAGAAUCAUGGAAAGAGAUUUCGAAAAGUUGGUCCUUAUAAACCGGACAAGACCAACGCCUUGCGAUCGAGAAAUGUUCCUCUACCAAUUGGAAUACAAAAAUAUAGACGAGAAAUUAAAUAGACCUGUCAAAGAUUGUGAGAGACCAUUCUACGCUCAGCUGGUGAAUUAUACAAAUAUGUUGUUGAUAGUCGUUGAUGCGAUGUGCCCUAAAGUUGAGGCGUCCAUUUUAUCGAUAGAGCCCUCCGAAGUGCAAUACAAUGAAUCUCUGCCGUGUUUGAAACAUAAGCAUCCGCUUUACAGACGACAACCGACAUCGUGUAUAAGAAAUCAUACUGAAGAAAGCAACAUAGAUAUGUGCGGUCGCGGCAGUCUGCCUCAGAAGAACUUAUUCUGGUUACCAUUAGUUGCUUUAAUGUUGUAUAGUUAUUUAACGUAAAUGCAGAUUUAAAACAAAAACUGAUACAAAAUAGAAAAAAAUCGAUAUUUACAAAUGUAUUAGCAA